This is a messenger RNA of Phytophthora sojae, 420 nucleotides long. RefSeq lists its product as hypothetical. NCBI's taxonomy places the organism in Eukaryota, Oomycota, Peronosporomycetes, Peronosporales, Peronosporaceae. The transcript is spliced from 2 exons. The record is from RefSeq and is a predicted model, not a curated record. The coding region runs from base 1 to 420 and encodes 139 amino acids.
AUGUCAGCGAAAGCGCUGCUUGCGAGCGCUCGUAAAACUGGUGGUAUGCCGGACGAAGUUACUUUUCGGCAGGAGGUUAUGAGAGGGAUUGCUGUCAACACCUUCGAAACGUGCGCCAUUUGUCCCGAACUGCCACGCGUGUUCCCGUCGUCAACCCCCGAUCGAAAUGAGCGCGGGCGUACGGUUUUCUUCGUGGGGGCGAUGGAUAGAUGGGGGCUGGAGGUGGUGGUAGAUGGCCUGGACAGCCAAGACUAUACGUCGGGAUUCGCCACGGGCGGGCGUUAUGCCGCGCUUGAAGCCGAUGACUACGCGCUGCUGAAGGAGAAGGUGAUCACGGUGUUCUUCAAGUUGGGAGACUUCUCCAGGUGCCAGUGCGUUCUUGGCAUGAACGAGACGCGGCGUGAUAUUAACCUGGGCUGA